Messenger RNA from Syzygium oleosum, 1422 nucleotides. RefSeq lists its product as uncharacterized. Gene Ontology annotation, cellular component: endoplasmic reticulum membrane. The transcript has 5 exons. Bases 137 to 1168 code for a protein of 343 amino acids. The record is from RefSeq and is a predicted model, not a curated record. Lineage: Eukaryota; Viridiplantae; Streptophyta; Magnoliopsida; Myrtales; Myrtaceae. Gene Ontology annotation, biological process: GPI anchor biosynthetic process.
ACGAGCUACUGUUCAUCGCCCGCUUGCUCUCUCUCUCUCUCUCUCUCUCGCUCUCUAUAUAGCGGAUGCAGCUUCUUCCUCGGCUUCACCGUGCAGACGCUCGCCGUACUUCAGUUCAGCUCCGCCGCAACCGGCAAUGCUGGAUCGACCUCGGCCGGUCCGUACUUGCCGAUCAUCCUCAGUUCGUCUCCGCAGCGACUCCAUGGAAGAUCGCCGGCGAGGACGUCCCGGGAUCUUUCCGGAGCUGGGAAUCCUGAUGAUGAUGGCGUUCUCUCGCGUCGGCUUUGCAGCGUCCGAUUCGUCGUCGACGAGCGAGAUGGAAACGCGUAGCUUAGACGGCUAUUCCGCGGCUUCUGAGGCAUGUACCAUCCCUUGCGACGAGAAAUGGGUUGCAAAAACUUACUUUGACAAGUAUGGAAGUUUAGACGAUGCCGCUUUCGAACAUUAUAGAGAUGUCGAGCUUACUCGUUGCUCCUAUGAAAUGCUGCCUCCUGAUCCACGUAAUGUGUUCAAACUGUCCGAUUUGGAUCGCCAUCUGACUGGUGAGGGCUCUCAUCGGAGUCUCUUUACGUCAAUUAGGAUUAGUGUCGAUGAAGAGUUUGCAGCCAAGUCACUUUUUAGCUUCUGUGAGGCUGUACUCGUCGAAAGACUGCCCUCCGGAGUGUUUGCUGACCCCUUUGAGCUGCAACACGUUCGGGACCGUGGAGGAUAUGGCGAAGUUGCUGUCUUUGGAGAUACAAAUUUGGAGUUGCCUUCAUUUCUUUCAAAUCGUACCCUUGUUGAGGUUCACAUGUUUUUUAGCCCCAGAACCCGGUUGGAACAGAAGAAUGGACUUGAAAUCAAAGUAGAAGUUCCAGUACAUGCACGCUAUCAGCCCCUAGAUGGAAGUGGCUAUUCAGUGGUUCAAUUUGGAGAACCAGACGUUUUUGCACGUUGCAGCAUGGAGAAAAGGUCAAGCAAUCAAUCCCAUUUGUUUGUUUUGACUAGUGAUGGUGCCGUAUCUUAUAAGAACCCUAUAGUUUGGAAAAUACCCUCAGGCAUAGAAACACAUGCUGGAUUUGUAUCAAUUGUUACCUUUCUGUCGGCCUCAUUGUCUGCCCUUGUGAUAAUUGUGGCAUCUGUGUUUCAUUCAGACAUCAAACUGCACAAAAAUGUGAAAGUAUCCUAGUUUGUCAGGAGCAACUCUCUAUACGAGCAUUUACAGAGAGGCUAUUAAUCUCUGUGGGGAUGCGAGUUCAGAGUUUAUCGUCGCUAUUUGCAAUUUUUCUGCAGUUGUAUGUUUUCAAGUUUGGUAGUUGAGAAUUAAAUACUCAUCUGUUGAGCACGAGAUGAAAUGAAAACUGUGCUCCCACUAAUUGGUGCAAUAAUCCAAUGGCCUUUUUGAUGCUUAGUAAGAUUACAGAACAUUUAUGCUUGCCAAAA